Symbiodinium necroappetens is the source of this 2166-nucleotide messenger RNA. The record is from the annotation of a GenBank genome assembly. NCBI's taxonomy places the organism in Eukaryota, Dinophyceae, Suessiales, Symbiodiniaceae.
GUCCUUCCAAGCACUGCUGGACGGGAUGUGAUCGAAAAGCUGGUGAGGCUUGGCGGGGGCGACGUGCUGUGGCCGCAAGGCCGCCAGUCGAGAUCGGUGGUGCCUUUUUGCAGGCUCAUCCAUUUGGCUGGGGCAUCCAAGAGAUUUGCAUGUAGCGAUGCUGUCGACGGAAGCCCGAAAUCUCCGAACAUCGCAGAUGCCAGGGAGCGGACGUCGCAGGAGCUGGACGGUGCUGCUCCGGCUGCCUCCGACGAAUUGCUGAGGAAGCAAGCUCUGAUGGCAGUGCUUGGUGCAACUCCCGCCGUUGCGGUGUUUGCGCAUGAGAAAGGAAAGCCAGAAGCCGCAGAGCCGGAGCCAGCGGGGUCAGAGCCGGAGCGGCCGGAGCCGCACCCGCCGGAGGAAGGGAUCCGACCGAUCCCGGCAUGUGCCGGGGAGUUUCAGGCGGCCUUGCCGUCUGCGGCUGUGGGAGGGAGCCUCCCUUCGGAGAUCCGGUUCCUCCAUCUCAGCGUGCUCCAGGAGGUUACAGAUUCGCACGGCGAAGCUCCCGCCUUGAUCCUGGCAGUCAUGAAGUUGCUGGGAGAGGAAGAGAUCUGGCAGAGAUUUACAGCCCUGGAUGCCUUCUGCGAUGGCCUGCUGUCGCAGUGGGAGCCGCCUUGGGUCUCGGAGGAGUUGGAGGGCGAAGACCGCCGCGCUGCGCGGCAGAUGAGCUUAGAGCGACUUGAAAGGGAAGAGGAGUCCAGGGUCCAGGAUUGGGCCAUGGCCUUGGAUGGCUUCCUCUCCUUCGUGGCGAACCUGGCUGUGGCAGCGCGGGUCCAGCACGCCUUCGAGGCUGAGGUCUGCGCCCCUCAGGCGGUGGCAGCAGGUGAAGGGUGCAAAGGCACGGAUGCUGCGUCCUCAGGCGCGUCCCCGGUCUCGGUCGCGGUGCCCGUCGUGGUCGUUCCGGAGGUUUUGACCGACUGGCAUUUGGAAGGCUCGGAGACGCCGUCGGUGGUCGUCUUUGUCCUCGCUGUUGGUAGCAGGCUUGGCGAGCAGAUUUUCACGGAGCCAGCAGCGUGCCCUUCUCCGUGGAGGCGAGCUCCAAGAUGUGCUCUGAGAGCUCACGGGGCUGGUUGGGAGCAUCUUUUUGUCGGUCACUGUGGGCACUCCGGGCCGACAUAUUGCGCUUAUUUGGCAAAGGUGGCAGAUUCUUUCGCGUUCCUGUGCAUAGCGUUUGCGCGGGAUUUCGGCCUAUGGCAGGUGCUGGUCGUGGAGCGCAGCGCGGAGCCACCAGAUCCUUCAGGCAAAGAGGAACGUGUGAGCAGUUCAGAAACGGAGGGCAGCAAGAAGCCUAGUUCCAGCAGCACCGCUCACACAGAGACCAACGAGGAUAAGCCAGAUCUCGGUUGGAAGGAAGCACUGAUGGCCGCGCAGUCAUCAUUGGCAUCAAGCCAUGCCAUGCUGCUUCAGCUGAUUGAGUGCAGUGCUCAAGCGAUACCGGGAACGACUUCGAAACGGCCUGCGGUUUGUGUGAGCCCGAACCAUGCUCGCAAUCCAGUUCCGCACAAUGGGUGGUUUGUGAAGCAGAAAGCUCGCCCGUUGGCCAGGUUGGAAGUCCCAAAGGCACAUCCUGCUUUGCCAUCGCUUUUUUCUGCUUUGCCCGACGCCGCAGAGGGCGUUUGGCCAGCGUCGCUGCCGAUCCCUCCCGCUGUGUCACUUGCACCACCUGCUCCGAUCCGCUGCCAGCAGACGCUGCCACAGCCGCCACCCCCGCCACCACUACCCCCACCACCCCCACCAGCCCCACCCCGCCCACCUCAACCAGAGGCCACAUCAGCCCUGCCUGUAGCGCAGCCAACAGCGCCGCACGUGCCCAAAACACCUGCUUUGUCUGCCUUUGAACUGUUGCGCUGGACAUUUCCGACUAGGGCAUACCAGGUCGACGAUGCUGAUGAGGAGCUUGUGAAGGAGAAGGGCAGUGGCUUUUCUACGGACAUGUCAUCCGACGAGGCGGUUUCUAUGGCAUUGCCACAUGGAGCUGCAAUUGCAACUGAGAACAUGACGGCUGACGUCGCCACCACUCCAGAGCUGCGGCCAGCGCCGACAAUUGGAGUCGGUCGAGUGGCACGGGCGUUGCAUGCACACCUCACUAGAGUUAUCGGAGUUUGCGUGAACUUUUGCUUGAAGUAG